Messenger RNA from Medicago truncatula (barrel medic), 1729 nucleotides. RefSeq lists its product as uncharacterized. The transcript is spliced from 3 exons. Gene Ontology annotation, molecular function: phosphoglycerate dehydrogenase activity. The coding region runs from base 492 to 1427 and encodes 311 amino acids. The record is from RefSeq and is a predicted model, not a curated record. NCBI's taxonomy places the organism in Eukaryota, Viridiplantae, Streptophyta, Magnoliopsida, Fabales, Fabaceae.
GGCUUAUGAAUUCCAUCCUUGCAAGUAAUCGAUCCCCUUAUACAGCAAACAGAAAACAUUUCAGUUUUCAAUUCAACCAACAAUUUCACACUCUCCUCCUUUUCUUCCUGUAAUUAAUUCACACACAAAACUUUCCUCUCUUUUUCUUUCUCGUGGAUAAGAUCUUAAGAAUAAUAUCAGAUUCAAAGGGACCCACAUCUUCCAUUAAAAUUAAACAAUAUCCACAUCUUCUCUUACCACCUCAACAUAACCGAUAACAACCUUUGUUUUGAUUCAUCCCAAGAUUUCAAGAUUUGUUCUCUAAGCUUUAAUAGAUUCUGGUUCUGACUCAAAAAGCUUUAUUUUGUUUACUUUCAUUGUUAUUUCCACAUAACAAUUAACAAAAUUCAAUUUUGGCACAAGAUAUUUUGUGUGGAUUAGUGUUGGUACAAGUCAAUGGUACAAUUGAAAUGAAUGAAUUUGAAUGAGAAAGAAAGUAGAACUGUCUCGCGAUGGAGAAUUCGUAUAAGGUUAAUGGAAAUGGACCAAGUGAAAAUGGAUACUCUAUUGCUAAGCACACACACUCUUAUCAACCCUCGAUAAAGGGUUCGUUACCGUGGUUAGACAUAAGGGUGUUUUAUGUAAGGGUUUGCAAGUGUGAGCUUGAUAAUUCCACUCCUGAGAUUCUCACACUUAACCAUGUUCCUUUAAAUCCCGAUACCCUUCUUGAAGUUAACGGCGUUCGUAGUGGUUUAUACUCUGAUGGGAUUUCAACCCUUCUCAAAAGGGAUAGGGUGGAUAGAAAAUCGGAAGAAGUUACAUUUGUAAGCACCGAUAGUAUAAGGAUGAGUGGUAGUGUGAAGUUUGAGGUGUUUGAUAAAGACAAGCUUCUUCUUUUUGGUACUUUAGAAUUAUGUAACAGCAAUGGUGUUGUUAGAGAAUCAAAUUCUAAUGGACAAAGUUGGAGCAUGAAGUGUGAGUCGAAUAUAAUUCCAGGCACAAAGUUCUUUAAGGAGAAGCAAUUGUUGUUGCCGGACUCUACUCUUCCAACAAUUGAGGUCUACAUUGCCGGGUCGUUCUCUGGUACUCCGAUUAUCUUAACAAAGACUUUGCAUCUUAGUUCUCAAAAAAGACAUACAAGGAAGCCGGCAUUGAAUGCAAUUCCAGAGAAUGAUGCAAAUGAAAAUGGGAAAGGUCCUUCUUCUGUGCUUGCUUUGCAGGCUCCAGAUUACAUGUAUGACAAACAUGAUGAUGAGGAUUAUCACGGCCUAUACACAAGAACAGCAUACGCUGACGGCGAAGAUGGAGAACUUUCAUGGUUUAAUGCCGGUGUUAGGGUUGGUGUUGGUAUUGGACUUAGCGUUUGUCUUGGAAUCGGCAUUGGAGUCGGCAUACUCGUUAAAUCAUACCAAGGUGCCACCGGCCAAUUCAGAAGACGGCUAUUCUAAGUUACUCAAGCUCUCUUCUUUUGUCUAUUAUCUCCCUCUUGAUCCAAAAACAGCUAACCUUAGUUUGGCCAUCUUUAUCUUGGCCUAAAGACAACAUGUUAAUGUCUUGUUCAUCGAGUGCAAAGGAUAUAUAUUAUAUAGUUUUGGCUUGUUUACUGUAUGUAAUAUAGUUUAUUUUUUGUGACACUAUCUACUAGUUAUGAUGUUGAGUGAAGCAUGAAGAAGUUUUUGAUUAUAUUCCCCUACUUAUUGAGGUGGUAAUAACAUGAUUCAAUGUGGUUUAGUCUUGAUUUUUGCAGUAA